This is a messenger RNA of Sphenostylis stenocarpa, 459 nucleotides long. The record is from the annotation of a GenBank genome assembly. NCBI's taxonomy places the organism in Eukaryota, Viridiplantae, Streptophyta, Magnoliopsida, Fabales, Fabaceae.
AUGAGAAAGAUUCAGCCUAUGCUUGAGAAAAACAAACUAAAAGAAAGAGAAGAACACUCUACCUACUAUAAACCCUUUCCAAUAUCAAUACCCCGGUCAACAAGAAGCAAUCUCAGGUGGUCUUACUCAAUUUCACAAUCUCCUUCAGCAAUUGACUUACUGAUUUCUUUAGUACAUCAGACACUACCAGCUGGGGGUGCAUUGACUCUAAACCGUAUGAACAGGAAAGACAGCACUCUUAUGGGUGUCGGGCAGCCAAACGCGGCCACUUGUUUCAAGGCACUUCCCGAUAGCCAUCUCGUCAAUCCAAUUUCGUGUCAGAUAUAUCUGCAGGAACCUGAGCCCAUCGACUGGGAUUAUUACAGGAAAGGCAUUGGCACUCGGCUGGUGGAUUUGUACAAGGAGCAUUACGAGAAUAUGUUUGUGAACCCUAUGAAACCCACUCGUCUGGUGGAUUAA